AUGGUUAUAAGCGACCAUUGCCCUCUUCUGUUAACUUUAGCUGAUGUUAAUUUUGGCCCAAAGCCUUUUAAAUGGUUCAAUUCAUGGCUAGAAAGAGAUGGUUGUGAAAAUGUGGUUAGGGGCGCUUGGGAGAAAAGUAUUGAUUCGGGGGCUUCAGAUGUGACGUUUCAAAGGAAGUUACUUGCUGUUAGGAGGGAUUUGAAGGAGUGGUGGAAUAAAGUGGGUAAAAAAGAAGAUAAAGAUAUUAAUUUUCUUAAACAAGACAUUGCGGAGUUAGAGAGGUGUACGGAGGAGCGGGGUCUUGAGGAGGAGGAAAUAUGGGUUUGGGAGGAGAGUAAAAAGGAUCUGGAGAAUCUUAUGUGGUUUAAAAAUCGGGAUUUGCAUCAAAAGGCGAGAGUUAAAUGGGCUUUGUCGAGGGAUGAGAAUUCGGCUUUCUUUCAUAGAUGUAUUAAAGGAAGAAAGGCAUCUAAUGCCAUUCCGGGGUUGCUUGUCCCCACGGAGAAGGUAGAUGAAUUGAUGGCGCCUUUUACUAAAGAAGAGAUCAAAGAGGCAGCUUUUGAUUGCGGUGCUGACAAGACGCCGGGCCCGGAUGUGCUGGUGGGAUUAAAAGAUUACAGGCCGAUCAAUCUUAUUGGAGUUAUUAGCAAGAUUAUUUCCAAGGUCAUUGCAGCGCGAAUUAAAAAGGUGAUUGGGAAGGUGAUUUCUAAUUCUCAAUCAGCUUUCAUAAAGGAAAGAUUUAUUUUAGAUGGGCCUUUAGUCCUUAACGAAAUCAUUGGAUGGGUUAAGAAAAACAGAACACAAGUUUUUCUCCUGAAAAUUGAUUUCGAAAAGGCCUACGACAACGUGAAUUGGGAGUUUUUACUCUCAAUUAUUAGUCAGAUGGGGUUCCCCUCGAGAUGGUGUAUGUGGGUUAAAGGUAUUCUCCAGUCGGCUAGAUCAGCGGUGCUUGUUAAUGGGUCUCCUACUUUUGAGUUCCAAUGUCAUAAGGGUCCGAGACAAGGAGACCCAUUAUCUCCAUUUUUAUUUCUUAUAGUUAUGGAGGCUUUGGCUUGUAUGAUUUCUAAAGCGUGUAGAAUUGGUGAAUUUGAAGGGGUUAGAAUUUAUAAUGGAGGGUCAAUUGUUUCUCAUACGUUGUAUGCGGACGACGCUUUAUAA
Helianthus annuus (common sunflower) is the source of this 1155-nucleotide messenger RNA. RefSeq lists its product as uncharacterized. NCBI's taxonomy places the organism in Eukaryota, Viridiplantae, Streptophyta, Magnoliopsida, Asterales, Asteraceae. The coding region runs from base 1 to 1155 and encodes 384 amino acids. The record is from RefSeq and is a predicted model, not a curated record. The transcript is spliced from 3 exons.